ACUCGUUCGAGGAUAUAUAUGUAUAUUAUUCGAUCGUGUUUCUGUGCUUCGGGUAUGUAAUAAUGUCGCGGUAUUCUCGUCUCUGUGCAGUGUUUACAUCCUUGGGCCAGUGAUAAAACUGUGAAUUGCGAGAGAGCGAUCUUCUUCGAGAUCGCCACGAAGAAGCCGAUAUUGUUCGUCAUCAUCGAAGAUCAUCUCGGGGAAGAUUGAUACGUAUGAGAGGAAUGCGAUCUGACAAAGGGAAGAAACUAACACGUGAUACGUAGGUAUGUGUUCUCGAGAAUAAGCUUGAAGAUCCGUCCCCCUGAGGGAAGAAGAGACGUUCCUUGGAUUAAUCGAUCACGAAUCGGCGAUCGAAGGAGAGGUUCUAUCUAGAACGUCCCGCUUUCGCGUUCGCGAGCAUCUGCAGACGCGCAUUUCGCGAGGCGCGGCUCUCGGCAGGUCACUGCCCCCUCUGCCGGGUGAAGUCUUCUCUGGUGUACACUUGACUUUCAGCGGCGAGAGAAAGAGAGAGAGAGAAGGGGAGGAGGAGAAGAGCCGAGAUAAACGAAAGAAAGACACAAGCCGGAGGACGAGAGAGAACGGAAAAGAAAGCACCCACCACCUUUUGACAGCCGUCGAGAGAGUUUAAAUCGGAAUCCGAAAGGGUGGGGAAAAAGAAAAAAAAAAAAAAUGCGACGCGACGCCAAACAGAGGACGAUCUCCAAUCCUUGGAGGAUGUCGCGAUACGCGCAAUGAUGCGCCGAUACGUAGACGUGGGGGAUGACGACGGGAUUAUCGCCGAUCAUGAGGAGGAAGAACGACAGAUAGUGCGACAGAAUCGGAGCGUCCGAUUUUAUGUCGACGACGAAUCAUACCACCCGUGAUUUCGCCGGGAUUUCGCUAAGAGCAGGUGGGCGUGUCGCGGUGAGAUAAGAAGAGAUGAUCAUAAGGGGAUUGAUGCUUCUGGCCCUGCUCCUGGGACUCAUCGCGGAUCAACAUGGCGGCCGGGUCGUCGGCCAAGAGGCGACGGCGACGGCGAUGGCGGCGUCCAACGAUUACUUCACCUUGCAUAAUCUACCUCGAAGGUCACCGAUGUUGCCGCAGGACAGCGCCGCGACGAUGGGCCUGGCGAUGCAGAGCAGAACGGUGGACACUCGGGUCCAGCUCGAGGUCAGGGAAGGCGAGCCCAAAGACACCCUGGUCGGCACGAUACCGGUCAAGCCUGAUUUCACCUACAGGUUCAACGAGCCGCCCCAGGAGUUUGCGCUUGAUCCGGAAACAGGUGAGAUUAGGACAGUCAAGGUCCUCGACCGCGAAGCUCUGAGCAGCGAUCGCUUCGACUUCGUCGUACUGUCGAGUCAACCGACUUAUCCGAUCGAAGUCCGGAUCUUGGUACUCGAUAUUAACGACAACGACCCGGAGUUCCCGGAGCCUAGCAUCGCGGUGAGCUUCUCGGAAUCAGCCGUGGUUGGUACCAAGCUUCUGUUGGACGCCGCGACAGACCGAGAUACGCCGGAGAACGGCGUGCUGGAUGAUUACCUUAUCGUGAACGGUAAUACGGACGAUAAAUUUCGUCUGGAAGUGACGGGGAAUCUUACCGGUGAGACUUCGUAUUUAUAUCUCGAGACCACGGGCAAGUUGGAUCGCGAGCAGGUAGAAUUCUAUUCCCUCAAUAUUUGCGUGCGCGAUCGCGGUCAACCUUCGCGCGUAGGUUACUUGCUGGUAAACGUGACGGUGCUGGACGUGAACGACAAUCCGCCCGUGUUCCAACAGAGCGAUUACGUGGUAGCGUUAAACGAGAGCGCACCAGUCGGCACGAACGUUCUGACGGUGCAUGCCAUCGACAAGGAUUCGGAGGACAAUUCGAAGCUGACGUAUUAUCUACCGGACAACGAGCGCAAGUUCACGAUCGACCCGGAAGUAGGCACGAUCACGACGGCCGAGCCGUUGAGAUGUCCUCAGCAGAGCUGCACGGUAGCGCAUUCCGUUGGCAGUUGCCCCAAGAGCUGCGUCAUUACCGUCUUCGCUCGGGAUCACGGUUCGCCCAGGCAGGACGGUCGUACCUACGUAACGGUGAAUCUGCUCGACGCGAACGAUCAUGAUCCCGUCAUCAAGUUCACUUACUUCCCGUUGACCGCGGCUUUUGCCACCGUCGACGAGAACAGCGUCAAGGAUCAUAUCGUCGCCGCGGUGACGGUGCAUGAUGACGACGAGGGCUUGAACGGUGAGACCAUUAUCGAGAUUCGGGCUGGGAACGAGCUGGAUCACUUUCGAUUGGAGAAGACGCAGAACGUAUAUAUGGUGCGGGUCAACGGCCGGCUGGAUCGCGAAGAGAUACCCAAGUACAAUCUCACGGUGAUCGCCGCCGAUAAGGGCAUCCCGACCAGAUCGACUAUCGCCUAUCUCGUGAUUCACGUAAACGACGUAAACGAUCACGAACCGGUGUUUCAGCAGAGCGAAUAUUCGGCGGUGCUGUCGGAACUCGCGCCGAUCGGCAGCUUCGUUGCCAGCAUCUCGGCCACGGACGCGGAUUCCGGGUUGAACGCGCGGAUUUACUACGAAUUCGACAAUGGCAACGACCAGGGCUGGUUCGUCAUCGACCGCGACACCGGCCUGGUCACCACCGUCGCCGUCCUGGAUCGCGAAGUUAAAGGUAGCAUCGCGUUGAACGUGGUGGCGUUUGACGGUGGCCCGAACCCCAAGUACACGAACACGGAACUAAAGGUGACGAUCCUCGACGAGAACGACGAAGCGCCCCGGUUCUCCCAAAACGUCCUCGAAAUCAGGUUGUCGGAAAACACGCCGCCCAACAGUCUAGUAGCUACCCUGACGGCCGUCGACAACGAUCAGGGUACUAAUGGUAGCGUCGCGUACAGCUUUCAUUCCUGCGUCUUGCGCGAUUAUCCCAAGACUUUCGCGUUGGACGCCUUGACCGGCCAGUUGACGACCAAGAUCGCUUUGGAUCGGGAAACAGUAGCCGAAUAUACAAUUUUGGUGAUUGCGAAAGAUCAGGGUACGCCAGUGCAAUCGUCGACCGCUACUGUGGUGCUAACGUUGGAGGAUGUUAACGACAAUUCACCGGUCUUCUUUCCUUGGAAAUAUCUGAUGUCUGUCUCCGAAAAUGCUCCCACAGGUACGACGAUAGGUAGAGUGACGGCGACCGACGCUGAUGGGGAAAACGCUGAAAUAACAUACGUUCUGGAGUCUGGCGGUGAAAGUCUCUUCGUAGUGAAUGAAACAACCGGUGAGAUCGUUCUUGAAGAUUCUUUGCUGACUGUGCGUAAGACCCUCUACGAGUUGACCAUCUCGGCCAAGGAUAGCGGCGAUCGACAGGCAGCUCGGAACGCCGUGGUGGAAAUCAUUCACGAAGAGGUUCUGGAACACCUCGAGUUCGAAACUUACAACGGCUAUGAAUUCCGCAUCACCGAGGAUCAUGGCGAUUGCGACUCCACGUCCGGAUUCGGUCGAAAAAUUGGCUCCGUACAAGUCACGCAGUACAGCAAUACCGGCAACGUGAGCUACGCCAUUGUUCUAGGCGACUCCAAGGGCAACUUCAGGAUCGACGAGAGUACCGGAGUUAUCAGCACCGCCGGCUGUCUGGAUCGCGAGCGCGUAGCUUAUUACAGUCUGCAAUUGUCAGCCCGCGCCGAUCUCGCGUACGGUCAAACGACCGUCAACAUCACCGUGCAAGAUGUUAACGACAAUCCGCCCAGGUUUCCCAGGGGCGAGCGAGGCGACGAAAUCUCUCUACGGGAGAACGCGGCGGUGGGACAGGAAAUAUGUUUAGCUCGUGCCAGGGAUCGCGACGCCGGCGCCAACGCCAGAAUCGUUUACUCUCUAACGCACAAUCCGGGCGAGCAGUUCAGAAUCGCUGAAAAUUCCGGUAUCAUUUAUCUAAACAAGCCGAUCCGAGCGACACCCGGCACGAUCCUCCAUCUCGAAGUCACGGCGACCGAUUCCGGUGAACCGUCCCUGUUCGCUCAGCAUCAGAUCAAGGUGACGAUCGAAGACGUUAACGAUCACACCCCGGUCUUCGGGUUGACCAGCUACGAGAUCUCGUUGCUGGAGUCCACGCCGGUAAACAAGCGAUUUUUCUCGCUGACAGCUCACGACGUCGACCUCGGCGUCAACGGUAGGAUACUAUACAGCGUGACCGAUGGCAACGUCGAGAAUCGCUUCGGCAUCUUCCCGGACGGCCAGCUCUACGUGAAGAAUGCGCUCGAUCGCGAGGAACAGGACUAUUACGCGCUCGAGGUCACCGCGUCCGAUCAAGGCAGUCCUUCGCGAAGCUCCAUGGUCCCGGUGGUGGUGCACGUGAUCGACGAGAACGACAACGCGCCCGAGUUCACCAACAGCAGCUUCAGCUUCCAUCUGCGGGAGAACGAGCCACCCGACACCUUCGUCGGGAAGCUGCUGGCCACCGAUCGCGAUGUCGGCCGUAACGCUGAUCUAAUAUUCUCGCUACCUAGCAGCCAGCAGGACUUCGUGGUCGACCCGAGGAACGGUUUCGUGAGAUCGCUGCGCGUGUUCGACCGCGAACUCCUGGUGAGCAACACCGGCGGCAGCUACGUCACCUUGGAGGCCACCGUCACCGACAACGGUGUCAACCAUCUUCGCGAUCGCGUCAAGGUCACCAUUCACGUCACGGACGUGAACGACAAUGUCCCACAAUUUCAACGUUUGCCUUAUCGAGUGCAGGUGAGCGAAGGCGCGGUGAUCGGCACGCAGCUUCUGAGGGUAUAUACAACUGAUGCCGACGAGGGUUUAAAUGGUGACGUCUUCUAUUCAUUAGAAGACGGUAAUCAACAUGGUCAUUUCACAAUAGAAGAAGCUACCGGGCAGAUUUCCUUGCUGAAAGUACUCGAUCGCGAAACGUCCGAUACCUAUGUAUUGACUGUCGUGGCUCGCGAUGCCAGUCUGGAGAAGCGUUUAUCAUCCAGUGCGACUGUCCACAUCGAAGUACUCGACGAGAACGACAACGUGCCGCGCUUUAUCGACAUUAAAUCGCGAAUUUCCGUGCUGGAGACCACGCCGAUCAACACCGAGCUGCUACAAUUCAAGGCCACCGACAACGAUCUAGGAGCCAACAGUGAGCUAACGUUCGCCAUCUCGGCUGGUAACCGAAAAGACGCCUUCUAUAUCGAUCCUCUGACCGGUAUCCUGUAUCUGAGAAAGCCGCUAGACUACGAAGAGCUACAACAUUACACGCUCAACGUCACCUGCAGCGACGGUGGCCACCCGAGACUCAGCAAUGUUACGAGCCUAACCGUCCAGGUAAUCGACACCAACGACAAUCCACCGGUAUUUCCGAACACGGCGAUAGUGCGUCAGAUAAGGGAGGAUAUCUCGGUGCAAAUACCGAUCGUCAACUUCACCGCCGAAGAUCCGGAUUCAGGCGACAACGGGAUGGUGAGUUACUCGAUCCUCAGCCAGGAUCCUGAAGACCAGGUGCGACGUUUCGAUAUCAACCCGACGACCGGCGUGAUUUAUACCAUGUUACCGAUCGAUCGCGAGGAAAUAGACACCUUCAAACUGAUCGUAGUCGCGACCGAUCAAGCUCAGCCGCCGAGCGCUCGUUUGUCCGCCGAGAAACUGGUGAUCGUCAUCGUCGAGGACGUCAACGACAACGCGCCGUUGUUCGUCAGCAUGUCCGCGGUGGUGUUACCGCCUCUAGCGCGCGCCGGCAACCUGGACCACCACCGAUCCUCGUCCAAGGAGAUCGUGGUCACCCAGCUGAUCGCCCGCGAUCUCGACUCCAGCUCGAACGGCCUGGUGACGUACGAGUUGCUCCGUUCGAACGUCAACUACUCGGACAUGUUUCGGAUCCAUCGUAGCACCGGUCGGCUGACCAUGAGAACUCCACGAUCCGUUCCGAAGGGAAACAGCGAACGAAUCUUCAAAUACCAGGUCGGGGUCCGGGCGACGGACGAGGCUGUCCAGACGGAACGUCGCUCGUCGGAGACUUACGUGACCUUGAUCGUGCCGGGCGAGGACGGGGACGAUCAGCCGAUCUGGCAACACCGGGGUCAGAUCGAGGGCAGCGUUUACGAGAACGAACCGGUCGGUACCAGCAUCCUGCGUGUGAGCGCGCGCCCUCGACGCUCGAACGUCGAGCUCGAGUAUUACGUGACGAACGUGACUGCCGGCGGCGGCCCCCAGGUCGAUCGGCUCUUCGACGUCGACGCGAAGACCGGCGUGCUGUCCACCGCGACGAAGCUCGACCGCGAAACCGGCGUCCAGUGGUACGAGAUCGAGGUCUACGUCAUCGGCAUAGGCGGCACCAGACCCAGUACGACGUCCACCAAAGUGAGUUUACGUUUGGUUUUUUGA
Nylanderia fulva is the source of this 6312-nucleotide messenger RNA. The record is from RefSeq and is a predicted model, not a curated record. NCBI's taxonomy places the organism in Eukaryota, Metazoa, Arthropoda, Insecta, Hymenoptera, Formicidae.